Molecule: messenger RNA, 1516 nt
Organism: Linepithema humile (Argentine ant)
Lineage: Eukaryota; Metazoa; Arthropoda; Insecta; Hymenoptera; Formicidae
Source: RefSeq, a predicted model, not a curated record
UACUAGUCACCUGUCGUUUCCGAGACUCCGUUCGUGGCAGUCGUUCGCGUCGGUCAUUCGCAGUCGUUGUACAACCACGCGUCGCGCAGUAUCGCCAUUCGAUUUUCGCCUCAACUCGCUAGUCGCUAAGUACGCGUUCACCACCGUCGUAAGAGUCGCCGACGACUUUGGAACGAAUGAUAAUGCAGCGAUGCAGCGACUCGAGCGAUGUACUCCUACCUGAAAACCGUGCGACGUACGAACCGUGCUGUUGCGAAUGACGGAACAUUUUUCGAGAACAUGGAGGCGAUGUGAGGAUUCUCCAAGACUUUCUGUAGUAUCUCAAAUAACGUCAUUCCGGGAAAAUGUAAGCAGAUUGCAUCUUCAGGCCAAUCGUUAGCCACGUAGAAAUGGAAUUCCCAGACUCUAUUUCGCAUAUUAUAUCCAUAAAGCGAGUAUGUGCAGAAAGAAAGUUCGAAGUGACACACAAUUCGACAACGUGGAUUACACACAACUUAGAGAAACCGAUAAUGGUUUCUUUGAUUCACAAUUUGUAAGUCCACCAGUAAAGAUACCAUGGAAGGCUAUUACAUUAGCUGCCCUUCUAUUUGUUGGAGGAGCUGUUAUGCUUAUUAUGGGAAGUUUGAUCGUGAGCGGACACAUUGAUUCAAAAUAUUCAGAUCGGAUGUGGCCAGUGAUAAUCUUAGGGGCCUUGAUGUUUAUACCAGGGGCUUACCAUAUGAGGGUAGUUAUUUUAGCAUAUCAGAAAGUACCUGGUUAUUCUUUUGAUGAUAUACCUGAGUUUGAUUGAAUAUUAUGUAUGUAUGCACAUAGUACUUAUUUAUUAGUUCUAAUCUUUAUUGUAUUGAAAAAUUAAUUUAGUAAUAAGAAAUUUUUUAUUCAUCCAUGAUGAUGAAAAUUUGCAUAUAAAAGAAUUGAGAAAUUACACGUAUGGAAAUGUAAAGAAAAUUGCUUUUUUCUCUUACAUACAACAUUUACAUGUUUAUUUAAAUACGAAUCCUUCUUGAGAAACUGUCAUGUAGAUUACAUAACAAUAAUAUAAUAUCUAUUUAAUGACUAUUUUAUAAAAUAUUUUAAAUUUAAAUAUAAAGAUUUUCAUAUAUAUAAGCAUUUUAUAUAAUUAAAACAGAGAAAAGAAUUUCUCCGACUAUGAUCAUGACUAUGAUUAUGAUCAUGUUUCUCUCUUUUCAAAAUAUCUAUUUUGCAUUUAAAAACAAAUAUCUGUAUCAGAAGCCUAUAAUGGAUGUUUAAUUAUUAGGAAUAUAAUAAAAAUAUUUUCAAGAUAACUUUAUUUGUACUUAAAAAAAAAGAGCUGUGAUUGUACAUUUAUAACAAUAUCAAAAUAUGUGUAUUCACUAUAAAAUAUUGAAAUUAUAUAAUGUUUAUGUAUUUAUGCUAUUAUUUUAGACCUAGUAAAUGUGCACUGUCGAUGUAAAUUAUCACGCAUACAAAAAUUUUUUAGUUUAAAUACAGUAUUUAUAUAUUUGUUUAUUAUUAUGCAUAUUUUGUAUAAUUU